AUGAAAAAUAAAGGAUGUGUUCCGAAUGUGGUUAGUUUUAAUACUUUAAUUAAAGGGUUCUUUCGGGAGGGGAAGGUUGAGGAGGCGGUUGGGAUGGUGCACGAGAUGACUGAGCUGGGGUGUGAGUUCUCGGGCGUGACCUGUGAGAUUUUGGCAUUUAAACUAAUGGAAAAGAUGCUUAAAGAUUGCAUUGUUCCAGAUAGCGUGACUUUUAAUUGGCAAAUUCUUACAAAACCUUUGCUUGAACUUGAAAAAGAUAUAGAUUCUUCAAAUCCUACGCAGUCUAUGGAGGAUAAGUCUUCAUGA
Messenger RNA from Fraxinus pennsylvanica, 306 nucleotides. Lineage: Eukaryota; Viridiplantae; Streptophyta; Magnoliopsida; Lamiales; Oleaceae. The record is from the annotation of a GenBank genome assembly.